Jatropha curcas is the source of this 1819-nucleotide messenger RNA. Its product is annotated as transcription factor TCP22. Gene Ontology annotation, cellular component: nucleus. The record is from RefSeq and is a predicted model, not a curated record. Gene Ontology annotation, molecular function: sequence-specific DNA binding; DNA-binding transcription factor activity. Lineage: Eukaryota; Viridiplantae; Streptophyta; Magnoliopsida; Malpighiales; Euphorbiaceae.
UCUUACUCUCUUCUUCGUUCUCCUCUCGUCUCCUCUCCUCGCUAACAAAUCUAUCUAAGUUAUGAGUUUAGAAUCUCUGAUCUUUCUCUCUCUUGCUCUCUUAAGCGCUCGAUGGAGUUCUGAAGGUCCAACUAUACAUGAUUCUUUUAGCUUUAUUUGCUCUCCUCCCACCCACUGCCCCAUCCUUCUCUCUUCCUCUAAAAAAGAGCAAGAAAGGAAAAGAAAAGAAGAUCCCCACUCAUUACAACUAGUGACUUUUUGUAGACUGACUUGAAGAACAAGGAAUUAUGAGGUGCAAAAAAAAAGGGGUUUGGAUCAAAUUGUGAAAAGGAAAACUCUUUUCUCUCAAGAAGAAAACUACUUGAAACCCAUAUUUAAUGGAGUCACAAAGCAACAACCAGCACCAAAGCAGUAGUAACUACAACAAAAAUAGUACAAAAAGUCAAAAACAAGAAUCAACAGUUUCUUCACUCCAAUUACUCUCUUUUGAAAACCAAUCACAUGAGUCUACUUCUACGGCCACCACUGUUGCCGCUGCCGCCACUGCUUCUGCGGCUUCCACGGACCCAUUUGUGGGUUCCAUAUCCAACCAAAUUAGUGUGAACCCAUCACUGUCUAACUCCAAUUCCGCUAUAACCAAACCCACAACCAAAAGGCCGUCCAAAGACCGGCAUACAAAGGUAGAUGGUCGUGGACGGAGAAUCCGUAUGCCGGCAUUAUGUGCAGCAAGAGUUUUUCAAUUGACCAGAGAAUUAGGUCAUAAAUCUGAUGGAGAAACAAUUGAAUGGCUUCUACAACAAGCAGAACCAGCCAUUAUUGUGGCUACUGGCACUGGUACAAUUCCUGCAAAUUUCUCUACAUUAAAUGUAUCUUUACGUAGCAGUGGUACUACUAUUUCAGCUCCACCGUCAAAAUCCGCACCUCUCUCUUUUCAUAACAGUUUAGGUUUUUAUGAUCCCAGCAAUAAUAAUAGCAAUGGAAGCGAAAAUCGCAGAGUUAUUGGGUCCAAUACUUCAAUGUUAGGAUUCCAUCACCAACUAUACCCUCAAAAUCUUGUUUCUGAUGAGAAUUACAUGAGAAAAACAUAUAGAGAAGAUCUUUUUAAAGAAACAUCAAUUACAACCCAACAUCAAUCCACCGAACCAGAAAUCCACACAAAUUCUAGCAAGACAAGAACUGGAGUUCAAGAUCAAGAGCAACAACAACAACAAGUGGGUUCUACUAGACCAUCAAAUAUUCUUGCAACUCCGGCAACUAUGUGGGCAGUUGCAGCAGCUCCGGCAGCUACAAAUGGUAGUAAUGCAUUUUGGAUGUUACCAGUAGGAGGUAGCGCCACUAAUUCAUCCGCCAUGGCAGAAACUCAGAUGUGGACUUUUCCGACAGCUGGAGUAACUCCUAUGCAGAGACUAAAUUUUAGUACUGGCAGUGGUGGGCGAGUCAGCCCAAUUCAACUUGGGUCAAUGAUAGUGCAGCAACCAUUGGUGCGUGGUCAGCAACUGGGUUUAGGAGUAACAGAGAGUAGUAUGAGAAUUUUAGGUAGUGUUAAUGCUAAUUAUAGCAAUAGUAGGGUUGACUUGGGGAUGAACUUAGAGCAACAUAAUAAUCAAGAAAAUCAGCAACAAGGUAGUGAUAGUGCAGAAGAAAACCCUAAUGAUUCUGAGUAAGAGGUCAAGUGUUAAUUUUGAUAUUUGUGUGUGGUUAUUAUAGUCAUUGUUGAUUGUUAGCCAUGUUUGUUCAGACAGAAAUAAACUUUUGUGCAUAUGGGUCUCUCAAACGCUUUAAAUUAACGAACACCCACAUUUCAUCUUCUCUUUUUGUA